Neurospora tetrasperma FGSC 2508 is the source of this 812-nucleotide messenger RNA. RefSeq lists its product as uncharacterized. Gene Ontology annotation, cellular component: ESCRT I complex. The record is from RefSeq and is a predicted model, not a curated record. NCBI's taxonomy places the organism in Eukaryota, Fungi, Ascomycota, Sordariomycetes, Sordariales, Sordariaceae. Gene Ontology annotation, molecular function: protein-containing complex binding. The transcript is spliced from 3 exons. Gene Ontology annotation, biological process: protein transport to vacuole involved in ubiquitin-dependent protein catabolic process via the multivesicular body sorting pathway. The coding region runs from base 1 to 714 and encodes 237 amino acids.
AUGAUUUCCCGCCAGCCAUACGCGCCUACACCACAUAGCUAUGUUCCCAACACUACACUCUCAGCUACGAUAAACUUGGAUGAAGAAGUGAAGCUCGCCAACACCCGGGCUGAGCGUGACCUCCAGGACUCAUUAGCCGAGAUCUUCAGUAUUAUCGUCACUCUGGAUGAGCUGGAAAAGGCAUUCCUGAAAGAUGCCAUCCCCGAGGCCGAUUAUACUGAGAUCUGUGAGAGAUCGCUAAAGCAGUACAAAUCGCUUGUCGCUGACGAGACUGUCGCCAAGGCAUUCGUUGGCUUGGAGGAGUUCAAGGCCAAGUGGGAUCUCGAGGUUCCUCGCGCAACCGAACGCAUCCGCGUCGGCAUGCCCUCAACGGCCGUCAACGCCUCCUCCGGUCCAGCACCCGCCACAGUUGCCGCUUCUGGAGGCACGAGCGGCACUCUCAUUCUCGAAGCCACUCAGGACUUCAUCACAUUCCUUGAUGCCUUGCGUCUUGGUCUAUUGGCCAAGGAUCAGCUGCACCCUCUUCUAACAGACGUGAUCCAGUCGGUGAACAAGGUGACGGACAGGGACUUUGACAAUAGGGGCAAGAUUGUGCAAUGGCUGAUCACCCUUAACCAGAUGAAGGCGACGGAAGAGCUGAGCGAGGAGCAGGCCAGGGAGUUGGAACUGGAUAUCAACUCGGCGUAUCAGGGCUUCAAGAGCACACUUACGUAGAGCCAGUCGUGUUACAGGAUUUUGACGGGUAUCUAGCAGUAUUGAGCAUCGCUACACCAAGAACGUCCAAAAGCUAGGAUAAACAAAUUCCUCCUCAA